CCUUUCGUCCAAUUAGAUUUUAAAUUUCAGUGCGCGCCCCUGGUCCCAGCGAAAGAGCCGGAGGAACCGAUAGCCGCUUCACCGUUAACUGUCUGUCUCUGCUACUAAUAAAACCACGGGAAAACAGCACAAUGUCUGAAGAAAAGCCAAAGGAGGGAGUGAAGACAGAGAACGACCACAUUAACCUCAAGGUAGCUGGUCAGGAUGGGUCAGUCGUACAGUUCAAAAUUAAAAGGCAUACUCCGCUCAGCAAACUAAUGAAGGCAUACUGCGAAAGACAGGGAUUGUCAAUUCGUCAGAUAAGGUUUAGGUUUGAUGGACAGCCAAUUAAUGAAUCAGACACACCUGCACAGCUGGAGAUGGAGGAUGAGGACACUAUUGAUGUAUUUCAACAACAGACAGGAGGAGUCUGCUCUUAAGUCGGAUGUGGACUCUUGGAAGAACAUCCACAUCGUUAUUUUCAUGUUGUAUUUGUUUUCACAUAAUUUUUUUUUUUUUCUCUCACUUUGUUUGGUCAGGCUGUUCACAACAUAAAGAAGGUAGCAGGUUUUUUCAUUUAGGGUCAAAUCCAAACUUUGAGAUGCAGGGUAAUUUUUUAAAAAGUGUUUUAUUCACAUAAAUGGAUGAUUUGAAAUUGUCCAAGGCAGGGACACGUCUCGGAUCAGAUAUGGCUCCUAAUGAAAAACCCCACUGCGUUCUUUUGAUGUUGAAAUGACCUCAUGCAUGUCUCAUAAACCAUAAGCUGAACUACAUGCCAAAAUCCUUCUUUGUUUUCUUUGGUUUUUUUUUCCUCCACAUUGUUGUGAGCAUUUAAAUUCAGGGUGGGCUCAACUAUUUUUAAUUAAUGUACUUGAUAGGGUUGCUAUGGAGAAAAACUGCUGGAUGGGAGCCUAUGGUUUUUCUUUGUAGGUGGGAAGACAUUACAACAUAUUUGUCAUGUAAAAAAAACUUUUAAUAGUUUUUUUUCUUUUAAGGAGCAUUCAAAAUAAUUUGAUGUAUCCACGCCCAAGGAAAAAAAAAAGCUUAUGCCGAGAAAGAUCCACAUGGAUGGUUUACCUCAAUACUGUCACCCUCGACUCAAUGGUAAAUACAAUACAGUACAGUACAGUUAUGUUUCUGGACCAAAAAGCUAAAUGAAUAGUGUUCUUUUAUAAAAGGGGUUGGUUGUUAUAUAAUAUGUAAAUGUAAAGGGUUACUGUGACUGUAACAGUGGUCUUUGUUGUCGCACAGAAAGAGAACAAUUCUCUCAAUGUGUACAUUGAUUUCUCUCCACAUUUUUAGAUCUUCAGAAUAAAAAUAAUUCACCUUUACAAGUCCAGAAAUUGAGUGUCUCAUCUUAAGGUUAUAUAUUUCAGUCAGUGUAGAAACAAAUAUUGAGUCAAUGCUGUGUUGCCAAUUUGAAUAAGUUUGUCCAAAUUCUAUCCAAACCAAUACCAUUAGCAGAUAUUAUCCAUUGUUUUGGUUAUUUUUGUACAUUAUUUGUUGUCCCUCUACUGUAUACAAUAAAUAUAGUUUGAUACUCA
Molecule: messenger RNA, 1523 nt
Organism: Centropristis striata (black sea bass)
Lineage: Eukaryota; Metazoa; Chordata; Actinopteri; Perciformes; Serranidae
Gene: sumo3b
Product: small ubiquitin like modifier 3b
Exons: 4
Coding region: 132-419 (95 amino acids)
Biological process (GO): protein sumoylation
Cellular component (GO): nucleus
Molecular function (GO): ubiquitin-like protein ligase binding; protein tag activity
Source: RefSeq, a predicted model, not a curated record